This is a messenger RNA of Chironomus riparius, 1364 nucleotides long. The record is from the annotation of a GenBank genome assembly. Lineage: Eukaryota; Metazoa; Arthropoda; Insecta; Diptera; Chironomidae.
CUUUACAACGAUCAGUCGUCAUUUAGAUCUUCAAUUCGUAGGUUCGGAAUCUCUCUGUCUCUGUAUUAAAAAUGUCUUUGGAUAAUUUUUUUAUUGAAAAAGCUAAGAAUGAAUUGCGUGAAACUGAAACGAGAAAGGCUCAAUCACUUGAGCAAUUUAGAGAUUGGAUAUCAAAGCAUGCCUUCUUAAAGGAUGUUCGUCAAGACGAUAUUCAUCUCCUCCAGUUCCUCCGAGCCAGAAAGUACAAUAUGAACGACGCAAUGCAGACAUUUGAACGCUUUUAUGUAGCACGUAAAAAAUAUCCACAAUUCUUUCCUGACAAAAAACCAAACUUUGAACGAGUUAUGGAGUUCUUUAAGAGUGGUUACUGCUAUCCACUUCCUGGACGUGAUUCUGAGGGAUGUCGUAUCGUAUUAGUGCAAAUUAAUCGACUUGAUACUGAAAAAUUUACCAUUUUUGAUGGCAUUAGACUCACAAUCUUCAUCUUGGCAUUAAUUAUGGAGGAAGAAGAAACUCAAAUUGCUGGAGUUAAAAUAAUUUAUGAUCAACAAGACAUUACAUCAAAGCAUUUGUUGAUGCCGAAAGAUGCAAUGGAAUUCGUUGAUAUGGUUAAGACAAUCACAUGUGCUAGACAGAAAGGUUCCUACAUGAUUAAUCUUCCAUCAUUUGCACACUUCUUAUUGGAAUUAACUCGAGGUGCUCUUACCGAGAAAUUGAAGAACCGCUUCUUCCUAUAUCACACAUGGGACGACUUUAAGGAAAGUAACAAUUGUGUCCUUGACAUGCUGCCUAAAGAACAUGGUGGUCUUAAGUCAGAAGAAGAAAUUAUUAAAGAAUUUGAAGAAAUUGUCAUCGCCAAAUGGCCACUAAUUUUAGAUACAGCAGAAAAGGCUGAAUUAGAUUGGUCAAAAGUUCCAGUCGAAAAAAUCAAAUCGAAUACAAAUGAGGAAGUGAUUGGGAGCUUCAGAAAACUUGAAAUUGACUGAGCACCUGACUUUUGAUUUAUUUACACACUUUUUGUUCUUUUAUUUAAACAUUCAUUUAUUUUAUCAUAAUUGUUAAUGACAUUAAGCAAUUCACACGCUGAGAUGAAGUUUCCUCUCUCUAAAAUUGUAAAGAAGCUAUAUAUAGAAGCUACUUUACAAGAUUAUUUGAUUUUUGCUAAGAGAUUUUUUCUUUCCAAUGUCAUUAAUAGAAUUUUUGAAUCAAAAAGCAUCUCCUUUAUUUCCAUAAUUUAUAAAUAAAACGAAGUUCACUGAUUUACUUAAUUUAUGAUGUUUUCACUUAAGGUGUCGUGUCAGUUAAAUAUAAAUAGUUGCGGUUUUGUGUAUCAAGUCGUUAUAGUGUCGUUGUCUUAACCACAU